Molecule: messenger RNA, 2641 nt
Organism: Pogona vitticeps (central bearded dragon)
Lineage: Eukaryota; Metazoa; Chordata; Lepidosauria; Squamata; Agamidae
Gene: HSP90AA1
Product: heat shock protein 90 alpha family class A member 1
Biological process (GO): protein folding
Molecular function (GO): ATP binding; ATP hydrolysis activity; ATP-dependent protein folding chaperone
Source: RefSeq, a predicted model, not a curated record
AAGCGAGAGGCGGGAGCCCCGCGCAGUGCAGUUUGUGAGGCGUUAGGGGAGCGUGGGUUUCUAAGGUAGCCGAGCGAGCUCUUUGCCAGUGGUCGUCACGCCGCCAAGAUGCCUGAGGAGGUGCAGACACAUGAUCACUCAAUGGAGGAAGAGGUGGAGACCUUUGCCUUUCAGGCAGUAAUUGCUCAGUUGAUGUCUCUGAUCAUAAAUACUUUUUACUCAAAUAAAGAAAUCUUCCUUAGGGAACUAAUCUCCAACUCAUCUGAUGCUCUGGAUAAAAUCAGAUACGAGAGCUUGACUGACCCAAGCAAAUUGGAUUCUGGAAAGGACCUGAAGAUAAAUCUUAUUCCAAACAAACAUGAUCGUACUCUGACCAUUGUAGAUACUGGUAUUGGGAUGACCAAAGCUGAUCUGGUCAAUAAUCUGGGAACCAUUGCAAAGUCUGGCACAAAGGCUUUCAUGGAGGCUUUGCAGGCUGGAGCAGAUAUCUCCAUGAUUGGUCAGUUUGGUGUUGGCUUCUACUCUGCAUAUUUAGUUGCUGAGAAAGUAACUGUGAUUACUAAGCACAAUGAUGAUGAACAGUAUGCUUGGGAGUCAUCAGCUGGUGGAUCGUUCACUGUCAGGCUGGACAAUGGUGAGCCUUUGGGGCGUGGGACAAAGGUUAUUCUCCAUCUGAAAGAAGACCAGAUUGAGUAUUUGGAGGAAAGACGCAUUAAGGAGAUAGUAAAGAAACAUUCUCAGUUCAUUGGAUAUCCUAUAACUCUCUUUGUAGAGAAGGAACGUGAUAAGGAGGUUAGUGAUGAUGAGGCAGAGGAGAAAGAGGAAGAGAAGGAAGAGAAAGAAGAAAAGGCUGAAGAUAAGCCAGAAAUUGAGGAUGUUGGUUCUGAUGAGGAGGAGGAAAAGAAAGACGGUGAUAAGAAGAAGAAAAAGAAGAUCAAAGAGAAAUAUAUUGAUCAGGAAGAACUCAACAAGACAAAGCCAAUUUGGACCCGGAAUCCAGAUGAUAUUACUAAUGAGGAAUAUGGGGAGUUCUACAAGAGCCUGACCAAUGAUUGGGAAGACCAUCUAGCAGUCAAACAUUUCUCAGUGGAAGGCCAGCUGGAAUUUAGGGCACUUCUGUUUGUUCCAAGGCGUGCACCUUUUGACUUGUUUGAAAACAGAAAGAAAAAGAACAACAUUAAGUUGUAUGUUCGUAGAGUGUUCAUCAUGGACAACUGUGAAGAGUUAAUUCCAGAAUAUUUGAAUUUUAUGCGAGGUGUUGUAGAUUCAGAAGACUUGCCUCUGAAUAUCUCUCGUGAAAUGCUGCAGCAGAGCAAGAUUUUGAAAGUGAUUCGGAAGAACUUAGUCAAGAAAUGCUUAGAGCUCUUCACUGAACUGGCUGAAGAUAAAGAAAACUACAAGAAGUUCUAUGAGCAAUUUUCCAAAAACAUCAAGCUUGGUAUACAUGAGGAUUCCCAGAACCGCAAGAAGUUGUCAGAGUUGCUGAGAUACUAUACAUCUGCAUCUGGGGAUGAGAUGGUAUCACUAAAAGAUUACUGCACUCGGAUGAAAGAAAAUCAGAAACACGUGUACUACAUUACUGGUGAAACUAAAGACCAAGUAGCAAAUUCUGCUUUUGUGGAGCGACUCCGUAAGCAUGGGCUGGAAGUUAUUUACAUGAUUGAACCUAUUGAUGAGUAUUGCGUACAACAGUUAAAAGAGUUUGAAGGGAAGACAUUGGUUUCAGUAACAAAAGAGGGACUGGAGCUUCCUGAGGAUGAAGAAGAGAAGAAGAAACAGGAGGAGAAGAAAGCAAAGUUUGAAAGUCUUUGCAAGAUCAUGAAAGACAUACUUGAAAAGAAAGUAGAGAAGGUUGUGGUGUCCAACAGAUUGGUUACUUCUCCAUGCUGCAUUGUGACCAGUACAUAUGGCUGGACAGCUAAUAUGGAAAGGAUCAUGAAGGCACAAGCACUCAGGGACAACUCCACAAUGGGCUAUAUGGCUGCCAAGAAGCAUCUAGAAAUCAAUCCUGACCAUUCUAUUAUUGAGACACUGAGGCAGAAGGCAGAAGCAGACAAGAACGACAAAUCUGUGAAGGACCUCGUCAUUCUUCUGUACGAGACUGCUCUUCUGUCUUCAGGAUUCAGUCUAGAGGAUCCUCAGACACAUGCUAAUCGUAUCUACAGAAUGAUAAAACUUGGCCUGGGCAUAGAUGAAGAUGAUGCUACAACAGAGGAAGCUAGUCCAGCAGUUGCUGAAGAGAUGCCACCACUUGAAGGGGAUGAUGAUACAUCACGUAUGGAAGAAGUGGAUUAAAUGUCUGACUGUUAGAGCAGUUUGGAUAUUUCUGUUGCCCUAGGCUUUAAAUAAGUUAUAUUUUGUAUAUUAUGAAUGUUAACCUUGCCAAAAAAGUUUCGACACUUGUCUGCAUUCCCUCUUUCUAUUUAUUUUUGAAGAUGUUUUACCUUUAUUUUUGUUACAUUUGCUUUUUUUAGGUAAUGUGAGAUGCCAUUGAGGGAGUGUCAUUUCUUGAUGUAUAACACUGUACAAUCCUACCUUAUACUGGCAAGUAAACAGCUGGAUGGUUGAUUAGUGGCAGGGUUUUAAGAGUGGUUGUGGGCAGAAAAAAAUGGAGUAUGGGGAAGUUAAAGGUGUUGGCAGA